GUAUAUAGAGAGUGGAACUUGUAUUAGUUUUUAAUAUAUAAGUAUUAACCAAUAAUGGCGUACAUUUAUAGCAAUAUGUUUAUUAUGAUAAUAGUGUUGAGCACUUGUAUGUUAACCGUAUGGACACAAUCCCCGCAAACUCCGGCCCAAUGCCGUGAUCUGUGUUCGCGAGCGUUCUGUAUGAGUGGACCCGAGCGCCAGAUCUGCCAACGUAUACGUGGGGCCACUUUCCUGGCCUACAAUCCCGACAAAUGCCAGUGUUGUCAACAGUGCGUGAAAUACAGAUCUGAGGGACAAGAUUGUCGAGCAGAUAAUUCAUUAGCCCGUGUGGUGUGCGCUCAGGGAUUGUUUUGUGAUCAAGGUAUUCGUUGCGUAGCUACCCGUGUCUAAAAACAAAACAUCGUGGUUGUUCAAAAAGAAUAAAUUUUUAUUUGCA
Molecule: messenger RNA, 436 nt
Organism: Medioppia subpectinata
Lineage: Eukaryota; Metazoa; Arthropoda; Arachnida; Sarcoptiformes; Oppiidae
Source: the annotation of a GenBank genome assembly